AUGACAGAUGAAGAAGAUGGUCUCCCUGAUGAUCUGGAGGUGUUGAAGUCCAUUUACCCCGAAGCAGAGAUCAGUUCUAGUUCUAUAUCGUUAAAUAUCAAACUUAUACCCAGCACAAAAAACAGGAUUCUGUUGAUAUCAUCUGGACAAGUCCUGAAAACCUUUGAGACACGGUGGUUCGAUCCUUUACACUUCAAAAUUGAUUUACCUUUGAAUAAUGGUGUGAUAUAUUUAGAAUCAAAAUGGUUAAAUGAAGAUGUCUUACAAAUGAUGAAGAUGAAACUUGAAGGUAUUAGAACAGAUGCAAUCAAAGAUGAUAUGUUAGAUUCAUUAUCAUAUACAUUAAUAAACUACCUUACAGUGGAUCUAAUUGAAGAUUUUGAUGGUGAUAUAUUUCCUAGCAAAACGGAAGAUCCUGAAUAUUAUCAAUUAUUAGAAACUUUAUCACAUCAAGUAAGAUUUACAACUUUCCAGAAUGAAAGAUUUGAUUGUUCAAUUUGUAUUGAAUCUCAUGAUGGUACAAAUGGAAUUCUGCUAGACUGUGAUCAUGCUUUCUGUAAAUCAUGCUUCAAGCAAUACUCUGAACCAAUAAUGAAUUCUAAAUAUGCUUCCACAUUACAAUGUCCAAAUUGCCCUAUUAUGAAUUUGAAAAAUUUAGAUAGUAAAGGACCUGCUGAACUAAGAGAACUUCUAUUUGAAAGACGUAUGAAGAAAGAAGAUUUAUUACAAAUGUACACACCAGAAGUUGUUGAAAAGUUUGAAAAUGAUAGAGAUUUAGUAUUGUUUGAAAAAUAUCAAAAUUAUUUCCCUUUUGUUUGUGCUAAAUGUCCAAGAUGUAAAAAAUGGGGAUUUAGAGAUGAUCUGGAUGAUAAUUUGGUUAUUUGUAAAAAUUGUAAAUUAGCUUAUUGUUAUCAAUGUAAUCAUAGUUGGCAUGGAAAUAAUAAUCUGUGCAGAUCAAGGUUGAAUCAAAUCCCUGAGGAUGUCAUACAGAAUAUGCUGAGUGGAGAAUUAGAUUCAGAUUCCAAAGUGAAAUUUAUCCAACAGUACGGUAAAAGAACUCUCAAUCUGGCAAUAAAGGAAUACUUAGCUGAUAUUGCAUUUGAAAAGGCAAUUGAAGAUGAUGAAAAUUUGGUUAAAUGUCCUCGAUGUUCCACUGUUGUUACAAAAUCUGAUGGCUGUCAUAAAAUGAAAUGCCCACUUUGUUCUGCAAAUUUCUGUUAUAGAUGUUCAUCUCAUUUAGAUGAUGAUAAUCCUUAUACUCAUUAUGCUGAUCCAUUAUCACCUUGCUAUAAAUUACUGUUUGAAGGCAUGCCAGGGGCUCAAUAG
This is a messenger RNA of Hansenula ciferrii, 1326 nucleotides long. RefSeq names its product RBR-type E3 ubiquitin transferase (gene ITT1). NCBI's taxonomy places the organism in Eukaryota, Fungi, Ascomycota, Saccharomycetes, Phaffomycetales, Wickerhamomycetaceae. Gene Ontology annotation, molecular function: zinc ion binding; ubiquitin protein ligase activity; ubiquitin conjugating enzyme binding. Gene Ontology annotation, cellular component: ubiquitin ligase complex; cytoplasm. The transcript has a single exon. The coding region runs from base 1 to 1326 and encodes 441 amino acids. Gene Ontology annotation, biological process: ubiquitin-dependent protein catabolic process; protein polyubiquitination; positive regulation of proteasomal ubiquitin-dependent protein catabolic process. The record is from RefSeq and is a predicted model, not a curated record.